AUGCGGACGCUGGAGUACUUGAUCCGCCAUCCGCAGCCGGUGAUCGGCAACAAGGGACUCUCCGUCGCCCGACGGGUUCGAGGCGGGGUUACGAUCGCGCCGGGCGCCGUGGGAAGCGGGGAUGAAGGACACCGUCAGGUGACGGCAUCCGUCACCCGGAUCAUCGCGCGAUUCCCCAAUGAGGAUGAGCUGGUUUCGAUCCCGACGCGAUGUUCGAUCGCCUUCCGAGCGCUG
Molecule: messenger RNA, 234 nt
Organism: Mesorhabditis spiculigera
Lineage: Eukaryota; Metazoa; Nematoda; Chromadorea; Rhabditida; Rhabditidae
Source: the annotation of a GenBank genome assembly